CAAUCAUCAUAAGUUAUAUGUCCUGUCUGCGGCAUAACCGCAAGGAAAGAGGGAAACCAACAAGGCGAAGCAUCAGUUCUUGGCUUUUCUAGGGUUCUCAAUUAGUUCAUUCGAACUGGAGCCGUUGAAGAUAGGCAUGGAUGGUAAUUUAAACGAUAAUGCAACUUUACGUGCUCAGAUCAAAGAAUUGGAGCGCGUUUGACUAGAUGAUACCAGCAUAGUAUUGUUCAUUGUUGAGCUGGUUUUGAUGACUCCAGAAUGGUUCUGUUGUUAAGAAUGAACAAAGAACAGUGUUAUCUGUUCAUGCUUCUUCAUUCGUGCGCGUUCUUGUCCAAAGCGUGAUGAAUUGCAUAAAGAUAUUGAACAGCUAUGCAUGCAACAAGCUGGACCUAGCUAUAUUGGGGUGCCUACUCGUCCUCUUCAUAGGAUAGCUGGGUUGGAGCAGGAGACUGAAAACUUGAAAAAGAAACUAGCUGCUUGCACACGAGAAAAUCAGAAUCUUGAAGAAGAGCUGUCAGAAGCUUAUCGCAUCAAAAGUCAACUGGCUGAUCUACACAGUGCAGAAGUUUCCAAGAACAUAGAAGCAGAAAAGCAGCUUAAAUUUUUCCAAGGUUGUGUUGCUGCUGCAUUUGCUGAGCGGGACCAUGCCGUAAUGGAGGCUGAAAAGGCUAAGGAAAAGGAGGAGCUGGUGUCAAGAGGAUUUCAUGAACUUCAGCAAAGGAUUGAAGAGCUAAACUGUGAAUUACUUGAAGAGAAAAUAUUGACGGCUACUUUACAGAGUGAUUUGGACAGAGAAGAGAGGUUAGAUGAGGCUUUCAAGGAGGUUGUUCAUAAGUUCUAUGAGAUCAGACAGCAAUCAUUGGGGGAUAUCGAAGAUGUGUCCUGGGAAGACAAAUGUGGGUGCCUCCUGCAUGAUUCGUCUGAAAUGUGGACUUUCAGACCUGGGGAAACAUCCACCUCGAAGUACAUUAGUGCACUGGAAGAACAAGUGGAGACACUACGAAAAUCUUUGGAUAAUCUUCAGAACAAGCUACAAAUGGGUCUUGAAAUAGAAAAUCACUUGAAGAAGAAAGUGCGUGCCUUGGAAAAGCAGAAAAUUCGUUCAGAAGAGAAGCUCAGGGCUCAAAUAUCGACAUUUCACCAUUAUCAUUCUCAGCAUAGACUUGAUAUUACAAGCUUACUUGAUGAGGGAUUUUCCCAUAUUAAAUCAGCUAUGAACAUGGUGGAAGAAAAGCUCAAGGGCUGCAGCAUGAGCGAGAGAGACUUAAAUUCUUCUCAAGUAGAUGAUUUAAAGUUCAAUGAACUUGAAUUUCAAGAUGUUCGGAUAAACAAUGAUGAUGGUUCAGAUUUGAUCUUUAAGAGGAACGAGCCUUGCUCGACAACUACCACUACUGUUGGAAAUAGUGAUGCUUCUAAAGCCCUUGCUCUGGCACUAAAUGAGAAGGUUGAAACAUUAUUACUUCUCUCACAACAAGAAGAAAGACAUUUAUUGGAGAGGAAUGUCAAUGCAGCUAUGCAGAAAAAAAUUGAGGAGCUCCAGAGGAACUUACUACAAGUAUUCUGCUGGGUUACAAAUGAGAAGGUCAAAGCUCUCAUGGAGUUGGCACAGUUGAAGCGGGACCAUCAAUUACUGCAAGAGAAAGUUAAUCAGGCCUCUAGACAAGGAAAAUUUGUUGGUGAGAUUGCAGUAAAAAGGCCUGUUCAGGAAAAAGAUGGAAGAUUGAAAAAUCUGCUGAAAACUUCUUAUUUGAGACGCUGGACUGGCAUACAAGAUUCAGAUGGAAAUGAUGCUGACACCCAUCGAGAUUCUGAGGUGAUUUAUGCUGAUAGGAGGCCUACCAAUAGCAUGGAUUAUGCUAGGAUGAAGAUAGAGAAUGCAACUCUAAAAGAGAGCUUAGAAAGUAUGGAUCAUCUAAUUCGUGCAGUUAGGAGGCUUCGUCUUUCACUUUUAAAGGUUAAGGAGUCAGCUGCAUCCGAAGGAACGGAGUACUGCUCCUCGGAGUCGUUGGACACCAUCAUUAAUGAGGCAAAUCAGUUAAAAACUGCACUAGGAAGUUCCCUCCCUCUUAGUUGGUCAGCAGAGGCAGAUUCAGGAUCAUUCAGCGAACGUGUUGAGAUAGAUGUUAAUGGACACUCUACCGGUGAAAACAUGGACUUUGUUUCUGCUGCUGGAUUUGAGAUGGUUGAGCUUUUGGUGUUCAUUGCACAGCUAUUGAAAGAGGACAAAUGUAGUUGACGCCAAGGAUGUAUUGGCUGAAUUGGAGUAGUGCUGGCUCAUAUCCGUCCAACCCGCCCAAUUAAAAGGGGGUUGGAUAAUUGACUCAUUUAGCAGAUCAAAUAUGGAUCAUAUCCAUAUAACCCAUUAUAAAAAAAGGAUAACCAACGGGUCAGAAAUGGAUUCCAUGAGUUUAACCUUUGCCAGCAAGUUCCGUUGGUUCUCCAAGCUCCUGUAACAUCGAAGAAGCGACCAGAAGAAUUUGCGUACAAAAAAUUACAAGAUACUAUGUGUUUUCGUUGGUUAAUCUUUUAACUGUAACUCAGUUUGUUGUCAAGUCUUACUCGUUGCACAGAAGGAUAUUCAUUGGUUGGGGCUUGGCUUUUUUAGUUCUUCCUUUCUCUUCCGUUUGUCUUUUUUCUCAUUUUUCUUUUACUGUUUUUUUCUUUUGGGUAGUCAAACAUUGUAAAUUAGUAUUUUAGAUAUUAUUUUGCUCCGGGAAUGCAAAUUUAUUUGUUAUGCUU
Nicotiana tabacum (common tobacco) is the source of this 2739-nucleotide messenger RNA. Lineage: Eukaryota; Viridiplantae; Streptophyta; Magnoliopsida; Solanales; Solanaceae. The record is from RefSeq and is a predicted model, not a curated record.